AUGAGCGUGAAGUUAACUAAUCAUUUCUAUUUAUUUGAAAAUUUAUUAUUAAAUUGGAAUAAUUUAGCAAAAGUUGAAAAAGAAUUGGUUGAAUUAGAUAAAUUAAUAGAGGAAUAUAAUGAUGAUCAAUUAUUAAUUUUGGCAGCAAAUGACAAAUAUAAAUGCCUUAAUUGUAUUGAGGACCUAAGAAAGCAAAUAUUUGACCAAGUUCUAACAUUAGAUAGAUUUAUUGAUGUAAAAUUACAAAAUAAAGAUUCAACAGAACUCAAACAUUCCAGUGAUAGGGAACAUGAUUUUUUUAAUUAUGAGUUAGAUGAAAAUGGAAUAGCCUUGGAAAUAACAUCAGGUGUUGGUGGUCAGGAGUCCUCCUUAUUUGUUAAUGAAUUAUUUGAGUUGUACAAUAGUUAUGGACUUUGGCUAGGUCUACAAUUUAAUAUUCUACAUAGUGGGAAAACUGACAUAGGAGGUCUGAGAAAGGCAAAAGCUGAGAUAUCGGGUGAUCCUUAUUUAGUGAAAAAUUUUAAAUAUGAAUCUGGAAUACAUCGAAUUCAAAGAGUGCCAAAAACAGAAAAAAGUGGUAGAAUUCACACUAGCACAGUUGCUGUCUCUAUCUUGCCGAUAUAUCUAGACAUUGAUGUUGAAAUACACAAUAAAGAUCUUAGGAUUGACACAUAUAAAGCACAAGGCAAAGGUGGACAGCACGUUAACACUACUGAUAGUGCUGUGCGAAUUACGCAUGUGCCUACUGGAUUAGUCGCUGAGUGUCAGGAAGGAAGAUCUCAAAUAGCUAACAGAGAAAGAGCUUUUGAAAUAUUGAAGGAUAAAAUGAUAGAACAUAAACACGCUAAUGCAACAUCCCAUUUUACCAAUAUUCGUAAAAAUCAACGGGGUACUCUAGGAAGAUCGGAAAAAAUUAGAACUUAUAAUUUUCCUCAAGAUAGAAUAACAGAUCAUAGGUUACCCGAUAAGGCUUUCCACGGUCUUAAAAAAUCUUUUCAGGAACAGACACCCACUCUCUUGCACGAUAUAAUCUGUUCGAUAGAUGAUUACCUUAAAAAUCUUAAAUUUCACCAAAUCAUGUCUCGAUUUUCUUAACUGUCACCUUUUAAGUGUUAUAGAAUUCGUUUUAUA
This is a messenger RNA of Gordionus sp. m RMFG-2023, 1131 nucleotides long. RefSeq names its product peptide chain release factor 1-like, mitochondrial. The coding region runs from base 1 to 1095 and encodes 364 amino acids. Gene Ontology annotation, molecular function: translation release factor activity. Gene Ontology annotation, biological process: translational termination. The record is from RefSeq and is a predicted model, not a curated record. The transcript has 8 exons. Lineage: Eukaryota; Metazoa; Nematomorpha; Gordioida; Chordodea; Parachordodidae.